AAAUAAAUGUGCACAUUUUAGAGACACAGAUCAAAGAAAUGAGGAGAUGAAGUCUAGGAAAUGCUAAGAACUUCAUCCAAGAAAACCUAUUUCAAGAUAGUCAAUCAUCCAGUAAAAGCUUAAUCUCGAUGUUAAGAGUGACUGCGACAAGCAGGCAGGCCGUAGAUUGCAUGCCUCCAGAAUCUUUAAAUACCACAUUGUUAUUUUGCAUUCUGAAUGCUAUAUUUUCUUCUUUCAUUACAGCAAAAGCCUAAUCUCAAUAUUGAGAGUGACUGGAAGAAGCAACCAGGCCAUAUAUUUGAAGUAAUGCUAUCCAGAAGUUUACAUAGAUAAAAUCCUUUGAGCCGAUUGGAGAAUAUAUCAUUUCUUCUAAGCAUUCCUGCAGAUAUUAUAAAUGUUUUUCUUUGUUUUAUGGCCCUGCACUUCUUCUCUUCAUGCUCUCUCUGUAGUGCAGAUUUUGGACCAAAUGUUUCUGUUUCCUUUUCAAUGAGGGGAUCUGAACUUAUGUAAUAGUCUUCAGGUUGGUAUUUGAGUUCUAAACCAUUAGGACGACACCCACUAGUGAUUUGCCACAGAAAUCCAUAUCCUGUGACAAUGUCUGUGUCUUCAAGUAAAUUGUCUAUUUGUUCUCUAGGAGGAGCUUUUCGUUCUUCCAUGUCAAAUGGAAGUGCCAUUGGUAAUGAAGUCCAAUUUGGUGGAGUAGUUUUCCCAAGUCAUUUUAAUCGAAUAAGGGAAGGAAUUAGAGAUAAGCAAUCGAAUAAGCUGUUUUCUAGCAAGGCAACAGAGUCCUACAGUUCCAACAGGAAAAAACCCUCUGCAUUUUCUGUAGGCAAGAAAUUUGACCUUGAAGAUGUCAUUGAAGCGCAACAAUUCAAUAGGGAAAUUUUAAGUGCAAUUUUUGAGGUGGCGGAACAAAUGGAGAAGAUUGAGAAAGAUCCAGCUGGAGGACAAAUUUUGCGAGGUUACUUGAUGGCUACUUUGUUUUAUGAGCCGUCGACAAGAACUAGACUUUCAUUUGAGUCUGCUAUGAAACGGCUCGGUGGAGAAGUUUUGACAACUGAAAAUGCUCGAGAAUUUUCUUCUGUGGCAAAAGGGGAGACUUUAGAAGAUACAAUAAGAACUGUGGAAGGAUACUCAGACAUUAUAGUUAUUCGGCAUUUUGAGAGUGGAGCUGCAAGGCAAGCUGCAACUGCCGCCAAAAUUCCUAUUAUAAAUGCAGGGGAUGGACCUGGUCAGCAUCCAACACAGGCAUUACUAGAUGUAUAUACGAUUCAAAGAGAAAUUGGGCGUCUGGAUGACAUAAAGGUUGGUCUUGUUGGGGAUCUUGCGAAUGGUCGAACUGUUAGAUCACUUGCAUAUUUGCUUGCCAAGUACAACAAAGUGAAGAUUUAUUUUGUAGCUCCAGAUGUAGUGAAAAUGAAGGAUGAUAUAAAGGACUAUCUCACUGCAAAGGGAAUUGACUGGGAAGAAUCUAGAGAUUUGAUGGAGGUGGCUUCCAAGUGUGAUGUUGUCUAUCAGACUAGGAUUCAGCGUGAACGUUUUGGUGAGAGAAUAGACUUGUAUAAUGAGGCUCGUGGAAAGUAUAUCAUUGAUAAGAAUGUAAUGAAUGCAUUACAGAACCAUGCUGUCAUCAUGCAUCCUCUUCCGAGGCUUGAUGAGAUAACUGUUGAUGUUGAUUCUGAUCCAAGAGCAGCAUAUUUUCGCCAAGCGAAGAAUGGACUUUAUAUUCGAAUGGCCCUAUUAAAGCUUUUGCUACUUGGGUGGUGAUAUAAUUCAAAUAUUUUCUGAUCUAACAUUAUGAAUGCCACAUGCUACAGCUUAUUAUCUACAGGUUGGCUUGGGAUUGAAGGAGUUAAUUACUGCCUUGGUGUUGUUCAGUAUUUGUAGUCAACAUAUUACAAUGUCUUUAUCUGUUUAUUACAAUCUCUGCUACACCUUAAAGUAGAUAAUGAGAUGUGAAAUUUUGUAACAUUUUUUAAUAAAGAGCAUGGAGUUGGCAUGCAAAAUAAAGCUGCCAGUAAUGUGAGAGAGUCAUGUGGUUGUUCAAACUGCAUAUAUCAAAUAAUUCUUUUCCCUUUUUGACGAGUGCUGUCGAGAGCUGUACUCAGCCUACUUAAGUGCUCAGCUAUUUUUUAGGAUAGGAUGGAGAUAUGCUUCAUUCAUUGAUUGUUGUAAAUUCUUGCAGAGAUUCUUCCUUUUCUUUAACAUUGAUUGUCUUUGGCAUCAGUCCUAUCUAUGUUGAAUUGUUGCUGAGAGCAUUUGCUUUCGCAAACAGUUGUGAAA
This is a messenger RNA of Cryptomeria japonica (Japanese cedar), 2283 nucleotides long. Its product is annotated as aspartate carbamoyltransferase, chloroplastic. Lineage: Eukaryota; Viridiplantae; Streptophyta; Pinopsida; Cupressales; Cupressaceae. Gene Ontology annotation, biological process: amino acid metabolic process; 'de novo' pyrimidine nucleobase biosynthetic process. The coding region runs from base 595 to 1767 and encodes 390 amino acids. Gene Ontology annotation, molecular function: aspartate carbamoyltransferase activity; amino acid binding. The record is from RefSeq and is a predicted model, not a curated record. The transcript has 6 exons.